CUAGAUAUACCUGCCUCUGCCCAUGGCACCAAGCAACACAGACAAUUCACAACACCAGCCACGAUGGAGUCGAAUGAGUUCUCUGAGUCCUGUGUUCUUCCGCGACGAGAGAAGCAGCAGAUUUCUGUUCCUUUUCUCUGGGAAGAGAAGCCAGGCAAGCUGAAGAAAGACUGGAGCAUCGAGACAGCCCCCAUUGCCUCGCUUCCAUCCCCUGCCAAGCUUGUGGUUUCUGUGCCAUUUGAAUGGGAGGAGAAGCCCGGGAAGCCGAUACUCCAACCGGAACCGGCUCAGGCAGUGCCAAAUUCAACCACUUCUAAUGUAACGAAUCCUCUUCCUGUGCCAGAUCACUAUGUGAACCCUUUCGUCGAUGAGAAGAACAAAUCCUAUCUGAAUCCUUUCCAAGUGGAGGAAGGUGAAAUUGUUGCAUCAGAUCUUGAGGCCUUCACUUUUGGGUUAAGUGAUGAAGUCCCUGGCAUGGAAGCAACUCAAUUUUUCGACAUCAUGGCAGCUGCUUGGGAAAGUUUCAGUGAGGAUGGCUCCUACUGGAAUGAAAACUUUCACACUGCAUCAGAAACAGAUGAUCAUAGCAUUUCAAGCGGCGCAGAAGCAGAAAUUAGAAAGGACACCUCGACUGUUAAGUACCCAUUCCCAGUUUCUUUAGCUGAUACUAGCUUUCUCAACAACCAUGGCAAAGAUCAUACUCCAUCUUCAGUGACUGCCUGCCCAGGACCAUUUCUGUUAAAGAAAUUCAACCACGAACACACUGCCAUUGCAAAAACAUUUACGCUCGAGGAACUCAUGAUGCUGAAUCGCAAAUUGAGUUAUAAAAGCAAACAAACUGACGUUAGAAUGGAACACUCAAAGAGCAUGCUCCUAUGCUUCCCUUUCAUCCGCAAUAGCAACAAAACAAGGGCAUAAUAUCAGAAGCUGGUAAGUAAAAAUUCAUCGUAGUAUCACUGCGGCAAUCUUCACAAGAUAUGUGGUGC
Zingiber officinale is the source of this 986-nucleotide messenger RNA. RefSeq lists its product as uncharacterized. The coding region runs from base 64 to 918 and encodes 284 amino acids. The transcript is spliced from 2 exons. NCBI's taxonomy places the organism in Eukaryota, Viridiplantae, Streptophyta, Magnoliopsida, Zingiberales, Zingiberaceae. The record is from RefSeq and is a predicted model, not a curated record.